UUCGGCACGAGACAAAAGGAGAUCACUGACUGGAAUCAGGUCACGGUCAGGGAGUCAGGGUGAUCGAGAAGGAUGGCAAUGGCCAGCAGCGCUCCAGCUUGUGCGGCGUCGGAGCUUGUUGCUAAGGGCAGGGAAUCGGCUGCUGUUCUGCAGGCCCUGCUCGCCGGCCAGCAGCCGGCGGUUGGCGCAGUCGUCGAAACGCCCCACGGCCUCCAGGAACUCACAGAACAGAUCCUCCGCUGCUGCGACCGCGCGCUCGCCGCGCUGCGCAGUGGCACGGCGGAGGGCGCCGCUGCCAGCGGCGGUACCAGGAAGCGCAAGCCGGAGCGCGGUUACGGCCCGGCUGCUCCUCCUGCGACGAGCUCCAAAAGGACGAGACGGACAAUAGAGGACGGCUUCAUCUGGAGGAAGUAUGGCCAGAAGGAAAUCCACGGCAGCAAGUACCCGAGGCUCUACUUCCGCUGCACCUACAAGGACGACCACGGCUGCACGGCCAGGCGGCAGGUGCAGAGGUCGGAUGCCGACCCCUCCGUCUUCCUCAUCACCUACUUGGGUGACCACACCUGCUGCCGUGGCGACGACGAGCCUCUGGCGCCGUUCGUCAUCAUCAACUUCGGUUCCAGCAGUAGCGACGGGCUGCCUAGCCGCAGUUCGCCGUGGCCUUCUUGUGACGACGACGGUCCGGGUCCGGUGGUCUGUAAGUCACCGGAUUUGUGCAAUUCGCCGGAAGAGGAGCUGCGAUCAGGCAUGGACAACGAGUCGUCGUCCGAGUUCAUCGACCAGUCAACACCGGUGCCGGAGCCGACGAGUAUGAGCCCGAUGGAUGGGUGCUUGUUGGAUUGGACGCUUUGCGAUGAGGAGAGCUCCUUUGACAUUGGCGAAUUCGUGGGACAGGACUACUUUGAUUACUUUGGGCUGCUUUAAUAGAUAUAUGCAUGAUCAGUGUACAGACAGGAGGUAUUGGUCAGGCCAAACGGAGUAGCUUAAUUUUGAUUGAGAAAUGUGUUAGUAUAUGUAGUGAAUCCUUGUUUUGCCAGCUAGCUGCUGUCAUCAUGCUUUUUAAAUUUAUGAGGCAAAUUAUGACGUGGAAUGUAAUAAAAUGGUGCGCGUCUGCGUGAUUUGCUUAUCUA
Molecule: messenger RNA, 1130 nt
Organism: Panicum virgatum (switchgrass)
Lineage: Eukaryota; Viridiplantae; Streptophyta; Magnoliopsida; Poales; Poaceae
Product: probable WRKY transcription factor 70
Exons: 3
Coding region: 73-924 (283 amino acids)
Biological process (GO): regulation of DNA-templated transcription
Cellular component (GO): nucleus
Molecular function (GO): transcription cis-regulatory region binding; DNA-binding transcription factor activity
Source: RefSeq, a predicted model, not a curated record